AUGAAGUGGCAGAAAGAUCGAGUUCUGGGGAGCGGAUCGUUUGGCACUGUGUAUUUAGGUGUACCCACGAACCCUUAUAUUGAACCUGCAUAUAUUGCGAUCAAGACGUCUAGUCUUGGGAGUUCUUCGACGCUUCAGAAAGAGAGAAGAAUUCUCAGUCGGUUCGUUGGAUGUCCUGAGAUUGUUCGUUGUCUCGGGGCUGAGUUGAGCAGAGAAUGUGGGCUAUAUUACUACAACCUUCUACUCGAGUAUGCAUCGGGAGGUACUCUACAAGAUCUAAUCAACGGAAGUGGAGGAAAGCUGGAGGAGCACGAUGUUCGAAGGUAUACUAGGAUGAUUCUCAAAGGGCUUCUUUCUCUCCACGAACAAGGGUACGUUCAUUGUGAUCUUAAGCCGGCCAAUAUUCUUGUUUUUAGCACUAGCAUGGGUGUAAGCGAGGUAAAGAUCACCGAUUUUGGGCUUGCGAAGAUUCCCGGGGAGGAGAAUGAGUUUAUGAGAAAAAGGUUCUCCUUUCGAGGUACUCCCUAUUACAUGUCUCCAGAAUCGGUUUUGUUGGGCAUAAUCACUCCCUCAUUAGAUAUAUGGUCUCUGGGAUGCGUAGUGGUGGAGAUGGUCACUGGAAACGUGGCAUGGGAUAGCAGUCUGAGCACGGACGAGUUAAUGGUUGAAAUCGCUUGUGGGGACCCAACAAACAUACCUGAAACAAUGUCAGAGCUUGGGAAAGAUUUCUUGCGGGGGUGUUUUGAGAGGAACCCAUUGAAGAGGUUGACAGCUGAGAAGCUACUGCUUCAUCCUUUUCUGGUCGAGGGUAGUCAAGGUUCUCCAUCUGCAGGAUCUGCCCUUGGUUGUUCUUCCUUCAAUGAAACCCUAUGCUUCAAAAAACUUUCUUCCUCCUCCACCCGGGUUUUCAUGAACACGAACAAGCCGCCGUCUCCAGAAAAACGACCUCCUCCCACUUCGUGGCUCCAAGCUACGAACACAAACUGCAUGUUCACUAUCCCUGCAUUUGAUCGUCCCAUGAAACAAUCAAGUAUAAUCCGGCCAUAUCGCUUGUUUCCUAGCUGA
This is a messenger RNA of Juglans microcarpa x Juglans regia, 1065 nucleotides long. RefSeq names its product mitogen-activated protein kinase kinase kinase 20-like. Gene Ontology annotation, molecular function: ATP binding; protein kinase activity. The transcript has a single exon. Gene Ontology annotation, biological process: protein phosphorylation. The record is from RefSeq and is a predicted model, not a curated record. Bases 1 to 1065 code for a protein of 354 amino acids. NCBI's taxonomy places the organism in Eukaryota, Viridiplantae, Streptophyta, Magnoliopsida, Fagales, Juglandaceae.